Messenger RNA from Alligator sinensis (Chinese alligator), 614 nucleotides. Its product is annotated as disintegrin and metalloproteinase domain-containing protein 12-like. The record is from RefSeq and is a predicted model, not a curated record. The transcript is spliced from 5 exons. Lineage: Eukaryota; Metazoa; Chordata; Crocodylia; Alligatoridae. The coding region runs from base 23 to 460 and encodes 145 amino acids.
CUGCUUAAGUGUCGGGGCUAAGAUGUCAAAGCGUCUCCAUGCAGCACAGCAGCGCUGCCCUCCUCCUCCUCUUCCUCACCCCCCAGCCCAGAUAUUCAUGCUGCUCCUGAGCCUGAGCUGGCUCUUUUUAGCAUCACCCAGGGCUCAAGGAGAGAAUGUGGACAGUAAAUUGGAAUCCUCUAGGCAACAGACGCCAAAGAACCAGUCAGAAGAUUAUGAGAUAAUAGUUCCCUACCUUUUGAAUGGAGAACAAUGGAAACCAAUAAAUGGCAUCUAUUCAAAGAGUCACCCAGCAAUGCUGACGUUUGUAAUACAAGCUGAAAGUAAGCAAUUGGUCAUCAGUCUGGAGAGAAACGAUAACCCCACUAUUUACACUGUAAAGGAAAACCCCACAGACCCUGAAGCAUCUUUCUGGAGGGCUUGGCCCUUCCUGAUACUCCUCCCCAUGGACAUUGGCUGACUGCCUAUGCAUACAUCCCACCCCUGAUAUGUAGGGUAAGAGACAAACGGCCCAUUUUACCCCCUGCUGGAAAUCUCAGUGGGAGUUUCACAAGUUUGUUGGAUGGAGCAAGAGAUGUUGCAUAAAGCAGCUGGCCCCUGGCUUGGCCCCACCC